AUGUACAGAAAUUUUUAUUUUAAACAAAACGUGUUUUUGCAAAUUUUAAGAAAUUCGAGUGGAACUACAAAACAAACGACGACUGCUUACUGUUUAGAAUUAGUUAGAAAACAUGAUUAUGAAAAUUAUUUGUGUACAUUAUUAUUAUCAAGUAAAAUUACAGCAGCGGCAUUUGUAAUCCGUGCAUUUAAUGUUGAAAUAGCACAAGUAAAAGAUCAAGUUCGUGAUUAUAAAAUAGGAGAAAUGAGAUUAAAAUUUUGGACAGAUGCAUUAAACAAUACAUAUAAAGGAAAUCCUCCAAAGAGUCCUGUUAUGUUGGAAUUACAUAAGAUUUUGCAGAAACAUUCUCUUUCUAAACAUUAUUUCAAACGUUUAAUUGAUAUAAGGUUUAAUACGCUACGAGAUUAUGCAUUUAAUGACAUAAAUGCAAUAGAAAAUUAUGCAGAAUAUAGUAAUUCUUCUAUUUAUUACCUUUUAUUACAAGCACAUGGUAUAACUGAUAUUAAUGCUGAUCAUGCUGCUAGUCAUAUGGGCAAGGCACAUGGAAUUGUUAAUUUAAUUCGUUCAAUUCCUUAUAAUAUCAGGAAAAGGACAAAUAUGUUACCACAAGAUAUUUUAAUGAAAUAUAAUAUUUCUACAGAAGCUAUCUUACAGGGUCAAUCGAGUAAAGAUUUUCAAAAUGUAAUAUUUGACAUAGCAUCGUGUGGAAAAUUACAUUUAGAUGCUGCUAUUUCUUUUAAACGCAACGUGACAAAAGAAGCAAAUUUAAUUUUUCUACCAAUAGUUUGUAUACAAAGAUAUUUGAAUGAAUUGAUGAAAGCAGACUUUGACAUCUUUAAUGCAAAAUUACAAAAAAGAGAUAAUUUACUUCCCCUGUAUUUAUAUUGGAAAAGCUUUAGAUACUAA
Messenger RNA from Eufriesea mexicana, 906 nucleotides. It is a transcript of the gene sicily, whose product is annotated as NADH dehydrogenase (ubiquinone) complex I, assembly factor 6 homolog sicily. Gene Ontology annotation, biological process: biosynthetic process. NCBI's taxonomy places the organism in Eukaryota, Metazoa, Arthropoda, Insecta, Hymenoptera, Apidae. The record is from RefSeq and is a predicted model, not a curated record. The transcript is spliced from 4 exons. Bases 1 to 906 code for a protein of 301 amino acids.